Molecule: messenger RNA, 2525 nt
Organism: Terrapene triunguis (Three-toed box turtle)
Lineage: Eukaryota; Metazoa; Chordata; Testudines; Emydidae
Product: N-acetylgalactosamine-6-sulfatase-like
Exons: 13
Coding region: 1-1452 (483 amino acids)
Molecular function (GO): N-acetylgalactosamine-6-sulfatase activity; arylsulfatase activity
Source: RefSeq, a predicted model, not a curated record
AUGGGUUGGGGUGAUUUGGGAGUGUUUGGAGAGCCCUCUAAAGAAACCCCUAACUUGGACCAGAUGGCUUCAGAAGGGAUGCUCUUCCCAAAUUUCUACACUGCUAACCCUCUGUGCUCGCCAUCACGAGCAGCGCUGUUGACGGGACGUCUCCCCAUCAGGAAUGGGUUCUACACCACGAAUGCCCAUGCCAGAAAUGCCUAUACACCACAGGAAAUAGUAGGGGGAAUCCCAGGUUCUGAGCUGCUGCUUCCAGAAUUGCUGAAGAAGGCAGGAUAUGUCAGUAAGAUCAUUGGCAAAUGGCAUCUGGGUCACAGACCCCAAUUCCACCCCUUGAAGCAUGGAUUUGAUGAAUGGUUUGGAUCCCCUAAUUGCCAUUUUGGACCUUACGAUAACAAAGCCACCCCAAACAUCCCUGUUUAUAGGGACAGGGAAAUGAUUGGCAGAUAUUAUGAAGAUUUCAAAAUUGAUCUGAAGACAGGGGAAGCAAACUUAACUCAGAUCUACUUACAGGAAGCUCUCGACUUUAUUAGCAGGCAGCAAGCCAGUCGUCAGCCGUUCUUUCUCUAUUGGGCUAUUGAUGCUACUCAUGCUCCUGUUUAUGCCUCCAAACAUUUCUUGGGCACUAGCCAGAGAGGGUUGUAUGGUGAUGCAGUGCGAGAAAUUGAUGACAGCAUUGGGAAAAUCCUAAAAUCCCUUCAAAACCUGGGCAUCAGUGAGAACACUUUUGUGUUUUUCACAUCUGAUAAUGGAGCUGCUCUUAUUUCAGCACCUAAACAAGGAGGUAGCAAUGGUCGCUUUCUGUGUGGUAAACAAACCACUUUUGAAGGUGGGAUGAGGGAGCCAGCUAUUGCUUGGUGGCCAGGCCAGAUACCUGCAGGACACGUGAGUCAUCAGCUGGGUAACGUGAUGGAUCUCUUCACCACCAGCCUCUCCCUAGCGGGAUUGCAGCCUCCCAGUGACAGACAGAUUGACGGUAUUGACCUUUCUCCUGUCAUCCUGCAGAGCAAGCUAAUUGACAGGCCGAUAUUCUAUUACCGUGGCAACGAGAUGAUGGCAGUAAGACUUGGGCUUUACAAGGCUCACUACUGGACCUGGAUCAACUCCUGGGAGCAGUUCAGUCAGGGUAUUGAUUUCUGUCCUGGGCAGAACAUUUCUGGAGUAACCACCCAUACUCAGGAGGAACACACCAAACUGCCUCUGCUCUUCCACUUGGGAAGGGAUCCUGGGGAAAAGUAUCCGAUAAGGUUUUCCAGCUCUGAGUACCAGGAAGUUAUGGAACAAAUAUCCCCCAAAGUCCAGCUGCACAAGGAGACCAUGGUGCCAGGGGAGCCACAGCUAAACGUCUGUGACAAGGCCGUCAUGAAUUGGGCUCCUCCAGGCUGUGAGAAGCUAGGAAAGUGUUUGGAACCUCCCAAGUCCAAUCCAAAGAAAUGCUUUUGGCCGCACUAAUAUUCCAGCAUGCGCAGGGUCUGCUUGAAAGCCAUAAGCAGCUGAGAUCAUGGUUCACAAUGCACAUGGACACUUGUGUUUACGUCAUGGAAGGGAGUGAUGUAAGAUGUCAUCACCGACUCUUCAGAAGGGACCAAUGGUUACAGCAUUACUUCUCAGGGAUUUAGCAAUUAGUUUUCGUUUAAUUCAGUGUCUCUCUUAAUGGGUCAAAUGAGAUGUUGCUGCAAUGCAUGGUAAAUUUUCAGUAAUGAAUAUAAUUUUUAAAUGAUAUGACUAGAGAAGAUUUUCAGCCAAUCACAACUCUCACAUUCCCUCAGGAAUGACAUGGCUGUCCAGUCAACUUGCUCCUUUCCCACUCAGGCUGUUCUCUUGGAUAACUCUUCAUUAAAGUGGCCUCAAGGGAAGGUCCAAGAAGAAGGUUGCCCAGAACUUUCAUAUCCUCCAGAUAGAAUAUGCCAGAUUUGCUUUGUUUUACUUUCUAGUCACGUAGGAAUAAAGUUUGUAGCUAGCUGCAGUCAUUUUCAGUAACUGUUUUAAAAUUGUACUUCUAGUGUAAGCUCUUUGAGGCAUGGCCUUUUUUUUCCCUUUUAUCUUUUUUAGUGUGUGUACACAGCACAGGUCCUAGCACAAUGGUCUGUGAUCCUUGGUUGGGCUACUUAGGUGCCAUCACACGACAAACACCACCCACGGGCUCUGUGUCUCCCUGAUGCAAACAUUCCCUUCAAUAGCCUAAUAUUACCCAGCAGGUUCCAAGCGGGAGAAUGCCCUGUAUUUCUGAAGCAUGAAUCUGCCAACCGAGCUGUUGUGAGCAUGAGCUAGGUAAUGUUUGUAAUGCACUUUGAAGAUGAAAAGUGGGAUGUAAGUGCUACGUUUCCCUACAGUAUUACAGGGAGUUCCUUUGGGACCCAGGGAUGGCCCUCAGUGGCUUAGUCCAGGAUCCACUCACUUCAGAAAAUCGGGGUUCAGAUCUGGAUUUGGUCACACUUCCAGCUUGCCAAAGGAAGUCACUUUUCAGUCCUAUGGGCACAGCCAGCUGGAGACUCGGAAAGGCCCAUUUGCAUCAGGAUCUUUAG